UUUCUUUGGACCACUCUUACGGGAAAAGAUUCUCCGGCGGUGAUAGUGAGAGUAUAAAAUGGUAGAGAUAUCGGAGGAAGACAUACAAUUGAAUGUCAUGGAGAAAACGAUGCCACUCAAACUCUACUUCAUUCAUUUCCUAGCAGCAGGUCACAUGAUCCCUCUAUGCGACAUAGCCACCCUCUUCGCCUCUCGUGGCCACCAUGUCACCAUCAUCACCACCCCUUUCAACGCCCUAACUCUCCGCAAAUCCCUCCCCUCCCACCCCUUCCUCCGCCUCCACACAGUUCAAUUUCCCUCCCUAGAGGUCGCUCUCCCCGACGGCAUCGAAAACAUCUCCUCCGUCACCGACGCUGACCAGCUCGCCAAUGUCUUCCACGCCACCACCACGCUCCAAACCCCCAUCCAGAACUUCGUGGAGGAGAACCCACCUGAUUGCAUCGUCGCGGACUUUCUAUUCCCCUGGGUCGAUGACUUGGCCAAAAACCUUAAAAUCCCUAGACUUGCCUUCAACGGCUUCUCCCUCUUCACCAUCUGCGUCCUACACUCCUCUCACUAUUCCAAUUCUCUUCUCCCUCACCCCAUAACCCUCAACGCAUCACCACCGAAGGAGUUGACCCAAUUCCUUCAUAAGAUGCUGGAGACGGAGCUCAGAAGCUACGGCCUAAUCGUGAACAACUUCGCGGAGCUCGACGGAGAAGAAUACAUCCGCUACUAUGAGAAAACGACGGGGCACAAGGCUUGGCAUCUUGGGCCGGUCUCUCUCAUAUCGAGAACCCCUGAAGAGAAAGCAGAGAGGGGCAUGAAGAGCGUGGUGAGUAUACAUGAGUGCGUGAGUUGGCUUGACUCCAAGGCAGAAAACUCGGUGGUAUACAUAUGUUUUGGGAGCCUUUGUCAUUUCCCGGAUAAACAGCUUUAUGAGAUUGCAUGCGGGAUUGAAGCGUCGGGUCAUGGGUUCAUAUGGGUGGUGCCGGAGAAGAAGGGGAAGGAGAAGGAGAGGCAGGAGGAGAAGGAGAAGUGGAUGCCGGAGGGGUUUGAAGAGAGGAAUGCAGAGAAGGGGAUGGUUAUCAGGGGGUGGGCCCCACAGUUGGUCAUCCUGAACCACCGUGCCAUUGGAGCAUUCUUGAGUCACUGCGGGUGGAAUUCCAUCGUGGAGGCGGUGAGUGGUGGCGUCCCGAUGAUUACGUAUUGUCCGAACCCUUUCCGUUUUGAUAGAGAAUCUUCGUAUUGAUUGGGUAUAGGUAUGGAUAUGAGUAAGAAAAAUUUCCGAUUUUGUCAAUUGAGUAUGGAGAUAUGAUUGGGGAUAUACAUAUUCCUGCCAUAAUAUCGGUCCCGUCAUAUCUCCAUCAUCAUUUAAAUUAUUAAAAUAUUCACAAUUAAUU
Messenger RNA from Vigna unguiculata (cowpea), 1382 nucleotides. RefSeq names its product UDP-glucosyl transferase 73CC6-like. NCBI's taxonomy places the organism in Eukaryota, Viridiplantae, Streptophyta, Magnoliopsida, Fabales, Fabaceae. Gene Ontology annotation, molecular function: UDP-glucosyltransferase activity. The record is from RefSeq and is a predicted model, not a curated record.